This is a messenger RNA of Ceraceosorus bombacis, 2944 nucleotides long. NCBI's taxonomy places the organism in Eukaryota, Fungi, Basidiomycota, Exobasidiomycetes, Ceraceosorales, Ceraceosoraceae. The record is from the annotation of a GenBank genome assembly.
AUGACUUCUCCAGCGUCGGUUUCCGCGCCGGUUGCCGGUGUGCUCAAGCGCGAGUCGCCGCUAUCCAAUUUGGCUUCUUUGCUUUCGGAAGCCACAACGCCUUCGACGCGCGACUCUAUCGCUGCGCAACUCACGCUGCUCGAAAGUCAAAGCUCCUCGCAAGGUCUCUCGACGUCCGAAUUGGAAGUGCUCAUCUCUCUGUGCUUAUCGCCACACACGGCUGCUGCUACAGCGCUCAAACUUGUCAGAUGCGCCGUCCCGAGACGAGGGGCAAGAGUGAGAGGGGCGUCGGUCAGAAAUGUGUUGGCUUGUUUGGGUAAAGCGCCAGCGCUUGGUGAUGGCGUCAGGGGGGAGAGGAGGAGGGUAGAGGUGGAUGUCAGGGUGCAGGUGAGCAAAAUCAUGUAGCCGGCCGGAGCGUGAUGGGUUCUGCGCUCCCCAAGCUCUCGCGCUGACUGCCCAGCCUCCUCGAUGGAACAACACCGUCAGGCAGCGCUCUUGCGCCUUCUUCUUUGCAUGCUCGAACCUCCUCCGACGUUGCCCAAUCUCUGGGCAGCAACAGAUCCCUCCUUGUCGGGUGCAGCCUCGUCGACCACAACGCUCCCAGCUUCCUUUCUCACUGCUCAAGCUCGAACCCAGUUGGCGCGCGCUUAUGGCGUCCUCUUUCAUUUCCUAGACUACUCCAUUCCAAGGUGCGUAUCGAGCCGACUUGCGACCGAGCUUGACGCUGCUUAGAACCCUCUUUCCCCUCUAUAGAUCACACUUGUGCGCUCUGCUCUCUGCUCUGACGCGCAGAGCGCACGUCAAGCCGUACCGCAUCACCAAGCUGUGAGUGCUGUCGACACUACCCCUUUCCCCAUCGAUCACGCCUUUCUGACCGGACCCGACCUGCGCGCUUUCCCGCCAGCCAAUCCUUGCGUGCUCUGCAUCCCACCGAUGUAGCCCUGGCAUCCCUACUGGCCACGUACGGCACCUUUGUACCAUCGUUGCUCUUUGCAUCGCUACCUCCCUCCGUCGCGCUGUCUGGCGGCUUAUUGGCCCCGCUCAAACAUCCGGACACGAGCUGGCUAGAGAGGGUUUCGCGCACGCACACUUUCGAUGCGAGUGGUGAAUUGGAGGAAUCGCAUCAAGAAGAGUCUCGAGAAGAAGCGCUUGCGCGCGGUCGCAAGAGGGCAAAGUUGUUAAAGGGUGCCAUGAACGCUUCCAACGGAUCCAACAAUCGACAAUCGCUGCUGAAAGGUGCCGCGCUCGUUCCACCGCCCAUCUGCCACCCUCAGGGCAAGUCGCCGCUCAUUACCGAGGCCAGAUCGCUUCAAGCGCUUGGGCAGGUUCUUCAUCAGGUCAUUCUGCCUGCCCAUCUGGCUGCUGGCUUGGCACACCACCAUACCAAGCUGGCACUGCUUGCGUCGGACGAUAGGCCCGGUCUGGAACGCAUGGCCAAAUGGGCGUGCGCUAGGCUGCAGGAUGAGAUCGCAGGCGCUGUUGAAGCCGCAAUCGCCAGGGGCGCCAAGGGUAUUGCGGGUGGUGCGGGUCUUGAUGGGCACGUCGCGCAGUCUCCAGCAGCCCGAAGAGCGGCAGGACUAGUCGAUCUGGUCCAUGCGUUUUGGUCUCUGGUGGGCCUGCCAGCAUUCGCCGUUACUUGGCUCACUGCCACGAUAGGUUCUAGAACUAUGCAAGAGCGGCAAAGUCGCGAGCCGAGCCUGAUCCUUUUGGAUCUCGUUCAUCUGUUGCCCCCUGGUCCAUGGGCUCGCUUCCGCAGCGGCAUAUUGGAACCGCUUUGUGGUCCAUCCACCAAGAGCAUCUCUUCGGCGCAGGACAAUGCUAGGAUCAUCCAAGCGUUGGCUGAUCUGCUCCAACGAUGGUCUAGGCACGACUGGGAACGCGCAAAGAGGGACUUUGCGAAUCGAAGACAACACUAUUACGGAUUGACGCUGCUUGAUGCAAAGGUGGAUCAUGAGGAGACGCUGCGUCGCACAGCUGCUUAUGCAGCUCUGUAUGGCGAAAAGUGUCUGUUGAUGGUGAGUCAAAUGGUUGAUGGUCUCGACUGCGCAGGCUAACCAUGAAAAGCUCGCUCGCUUGCAUGCAGUACCCGCAAAGUCUCGCUGUGCAACACGCCGUGCUGCACCUGCACGACACCCUGUCUUCGCCCAGCAUCGCAGGAGUGCACAGCUCCGUCAUUCCCUCGCUCUCGACUUUGCUGCAGCUAAGUCUUUCGCGCGUCGGAGCUUUGUCCACCUUGUCCCGGCUCUGCUCCGUUCUGCAAUCCAUCCGUCAAGCUUUUGCGGCCCGUCAAGAUCUCUUGCAGUCGGACGCCCUUUCGGCCGCUCAAAAGACGUCGAGCGUGGCGCAAUUGUACUUUUCGGAAAAAAAGGGAAAUCGAUUAAACACCUUUGUGGUGCUGAUGGCCGACUUUGUGUGGAGGAACAAGGCUUUUGCAUUGCUGGAGGAUGGCAAGGUGGACGAAUCUGCUGCCGCAUCCGCGCCCGGCACGGCUGAAGAUCAAGAGGCGGAAGAGGAGGAGGAAGAGUACGAAGCGGACUGCGCUGCGGAGAUCAGCUUGUUGGCUAAAAAGGCGCUCAAACCGGCCACGGUUGGACAUGUCAAGUUGCUCCUCGACGACUGCGGUUUCGACGCGAUGUUGGGCGGCAGCUUGACGCACGGACCGGCCUUUGUGGGAUUGAUGGAAACGUACCUCAACAAGCUCUGCUCGCGCAAGACCAGCUCUCUCUCGACUGCUGCCAUCAAACGCACCAUCCACGGACCAGUGACGAACGGGACGUUUAGAGAAGCGAAAAAGAAUGGCCUGCUACCGGGCCAGAGCAACUUUUUGGAUUUGAGAAUCGGCUUUUUGGAGUGGAUACAGGCGGCGGGAGCUAGUGGGUUGGCAGAGCUGCUAAAGGCUAUUCUGAGCAGUUUGAGCAAGGGUUCGGCGAGCAAGGCCAAGUGA